CAACCGAGCAGCAGCAAAUCAGUGUUGAAGACGCGUAGGAACUGUCCAAUUAGGCGGGCCUAGGGAGGCGGCUCUGUUUCCUGCCCGGAAAGCCAGAGCCUGAGCACACUGCUGAGCGCCACCUCACUGGGCUAGACCACCUUGCUAUAGGAUUUCUACCGGCUGCAGCCUGCCUUGAAAGGACCCUGGAAGACCCUCGAACCACACAAUGGAGGCAGUAUCCUUUGAGGAUGUAGCUGUGACCUUCACUAUGGAAGAGUGGGCUUUGCUGGAUCUGUCCCAAAAGAAGCUCUACAGGGAUGUGAUGUUUGAAACCUUUAGGAAUGUGGCUGCUAUAGGGAAAAGCUGGGAUGAUGAGAAAAUUGAAGAUGAGUACAAAAACUUCAGGAGAAAUUUAAGCAGUGAAGAGGUAGCAAAAUGCUAUGAAUAUCAAUUAUGGAAUCAACAUGGAGAAAUGAUUUUCUGGACUACAGAUGAUAAUGUGAACACAAAAUCAGUUGGUACCAAACCAGCUGAAAACCUUAGCUCUAGAAAGCCCCUGAUUGGUCAUUCAUCAGCAAAUGUACACAUUAAAGCAAACACUGAACUCAAAUUACAUGAGUAUCAGGGAUAUGAAGAGAAGUUGUCUAGCUGUAACAGAUAUGGGGUAACCUGCACUGACUUGCAGUCCUCUCAGAAGCUUGCAAAGGCAAAUCCUGGAGAGAAAUUCUAUGAAUAUAAGCAACAUGGAAAAUUGUACUCUGACUGCAUUGAAGGAACUAACACUAAAGAGAAGCCUUUUGUAUAUGAGCACGAUGUGAAAGCCCUCAAUAUAGCCAACUAUGUUCAAAUCUGGGAAAGAAAUCACAGUGAAGUGAAUACUUACAUAUGUUCAGAAUGUGGAAAAGGUUUUACUUCUCACCAUUUUAUUCAGAUACAUGAAAGAGCUCACACUGACAAAAAACUGUAUGUAUGUAAACACUGUGGGAAAUCCUUUACUAAUAACACUUCCUUUGGUAAUCAUCAAAGAACUCACAUUGGGGAGAAACCAUAUGUAUUUAAGCAACAUGGAAAAGCUUUUAGCACACACAGUGAUUUUCAAAGACAUGAAAGGACUCAUACUUGGGAGAAACCCUAUGAAUGUAAGCAAUGUGGGAAAGCUUUCAAGACACACAGUGAUUGUCAAAGACAUGAACGAACUCACACUGGGGAGAAACCCUAUGAAUGUAAGCAGUGUGGGAAAGCUUUCAGUACAUACAGUAAUUGUCGAAUACAUGAAAAAAUUCACACUGGGGAGAAGCCUUAUGUAUGUAGGCAUUGUGGAAAAGCAUUUAGCAGACAGAGUAAUUGUCAAAUACAUGAACAAAUUCACACUGGGGAGAAACCCUAUGAAUGUAAGCAAUGUGGGAAAGCUUUCAGCAAACACAGUGUUUGUCAAAGACAUGAAAGAACUCACACUGAGGAGAAACCCUAUGAAUGUCAGCAAUGUGGGAAAGCUUUCAGAACACAGAGUGAUUGUCAAAGACAUGAACGAACUCACACUGGAGAAAAACCCUAUGAAUGUAAGCAAUGUGGGAAAGCUUUCAGCACACAGAGUAAUUGUCAAAUACACGAAAGAAUUCACACUGGGGAGAAACCCUAUGUAUGUAAGCAAUGUGGGAAAGCAUUCAGCAGGCGCAGUAAUUGUCAAGUACAUGAACGAACUCACACUGGGGAGAAACCCUAUGUAUGCAAGCAAUGUGGGAAAGGUUUCAGCAGACAUGGUGCUUGUAGAAUACAUGAAAGAACUCAUACUGGGGUAAAGCUCUAUGUAUGUAAGCAAUGUGGGAAAGGUUUCAGCAGAUAUAGUCAGUGUCAAAUACAUGAACAAACUCAUAUUGGGGAGACAUCCUAUGAAUGUAAGCAAUGUGGGAAAGCUUUCAGCACACACAGUGAUUGGCAAAAACAUGAAAGAACUCACAAUGAGGAGAAGCUCUAUGUAUGUAAGCAAUGUGGAAAAGCUUUCAGGACACACAGCGAUUGUCAAAGGCAUGAAAGAAUUCACACCGGGGAGAAACCCUUUGUAUGUAAGCAAUGUGGGAAAGCAUUCAGUAGACAUAGUAAUUGUCAAACACAUGAACGAAUUCACACUGGGGAGAAACCCUAUGUAUGUAAGCAAUGUGGGAAAUGUUUCAGCAGGCACAGUGCUUGUCAAAUACAUGAAAGAACUCAUACUGGAGAGAAACCCUAUAUAUGUAAGCAAUGUGGGAAAAGUUUCAGCAGACACAGUCAUUGUCACAUACAUGAAAGAACUCACAUUGGAGAGAAACCCUAUGAAUGUGAACAAUGUGGGAAAGCUUUCAGCACACAUAGUCAUUGUCGAAUACAUGAAAGAACUCACACUGGGGAGAGACCCUAUGUAUGUAAGCAAUGUGGGAAAGCUUUCAGCACACAGAGUAAUUGUCAAGUUCAUGAAAGAAUUCACACUGGGGUGAAACCCUAUGUAUGUAAACAAUGUGGGAAAGCUUUCAGCACAUGCAGUAGUUGUAAAAAACAUGAAAGAACUCACAGUAGGGUAAAACCAUAUGUAUGUAAGCAGUGUGGGAAAGGUUUCACAACACAGAGAUAUUGUCGAAUACAUGAAAAAACUCACAUUGGGCAGAAAUCCUAUGUAUGUAAGUAAUGUGGGCUAGCUUUAGCAAACAGCAAUUGUGAAAGCCAUAAAAGAACACAGUAGGGAGAAACUCUAUAUAAGCAAUAUGGAAUACCUUUCAGCACGCACAGGAAAAACUUUCAGUACACCCUGGUAUUGUGAAAUACAUGAGUUAUUUAGGAUAUAAAUGUGUAUGUAAGCAAUGUGGAAAAGCAAUUAUGCUAGGAAUGAUCAUAGAUAUUAAAAAACCUAGAGGAAGUAAACUUUGAAUAUAUAAAGUGACUUGCAUUGACCUGAAAGGACACAAUGAAGAGAAAUCCUUUCUUUGUAAACAAUAUGAAAAAUGUAAACCUACCUUAACUUCAAUAACCUCCAGCCAGGCAUUUUUU
This is a messenger RNA of Fukomys damarensis (Damara mole-rat), 3000 nucleotides long. Its product is annotated as zinc finger protein 14. The record is from RefSeq and is a predicted model, not a curated record. Gene Ontology annotation, biological process: regulation of DNA-templated transcription. NCBI's taxonomy places the organism in Eukaryota, Metazoa, Chordata, Mammalia, Rodentia, Bathyergidae.